Pocillopora damicornis (cauliflower coral) is the source of this 634-nucleotide messenger RNA. RefSeq lists its product as uncharacterized. The record is from RefSeq and is a predicted model, not a curated record. NCBI's taxonomy places the organism in Eukaryota, Metazoa, Cnidaria, Anthozoa, Scleractinia, Pocilloporidae.
UGCUAAAAAUGGUACGUGUUAAAUGAAAUUAAAUGAAGCGGAUAUCAUUCGCAAGAUCAAAGAAAGGGCGUGAUGCAAAUGAGUUUCUUGUGAUGUCACUUAUUCAAAGAAAUUUAUUUAUCCUUCCCAAUCCAUGCAAAGUUAUUUCGGCGCUGGAAUUUCGAUUGGUAACUUCUCAAAAAAGCAAACAUGGCUUUCAUUGGUAAGAUUUUUCUGACAAUUGUCGCUCUCCAAUUAGCUCUGGUUCUGGCUAAACCGUACGAACCGCAUAACGUUGAUCUUUAUAACUCCAAUGAACCUAUGGACGAAUAUUUCCACAAACGAGAGGAGCUAGCGAGGUGCAAUCAUUUUUCUUGGCCUGCGUACCACAAGGUCAACUACUGCCGAGAGUCUUGCAGAGCAGAACCAUAUGAUACGCAUGUGAAGAAUCUUGACUAUUUGUGUACUGGGGGAUUCAAGUGUUGUUCGUGCAACUAUCAGUGUCCUAAGGAAGAGUAGUGAGCCGCUUUGCCUUCGUUAGGAGUACUCCGAACAGCAGUUUUUCCUUAUAAGACAUUCUAUUACGAUGUUGUGUGUAUCAGACAAUAAGCUGAGUAAUAAAGCCAGAAAAUAAUCUCAAUGAAAAUAUAUGAAA